Macroventuria anomochaeta is the source of this 534-nucleotide messenger RNA. RefSeq lists its product as uncharacterized. The record is from RefSeq and is a predicted model, not a curated record. NCBI's taxonomy places the organism in Eukaryota, Fungi, Ascomycota, Dothideomycetes, Pleosporales, Didymellaceae. Bases 1 to 534 code for a protein of 177 amino acids. The transcript is spliced from 4 exons.
AUGGAUUUCAGAAGUCUGGAUUGUAUGUGUGACUCGGACGAGGCCAUCUUAGAAGAGCCAUACCGCCCAUUCUACAACAUCUUUGCAUCGAAGCCGGUGCUCGUCAAGCAAGAUAACGACUAUAACCGAGCAGCCUUUAGAGAGCGACCUCUGCUUGGAGUGUUGUUGUUUGACAAUAUUGCCUCGGAAGCACGAGAUAUUGCUGCCAAUGAAAGAACGUUUCUAUCCUGGCUGAAACUCAGUGUGUACAUGUCCAUUGUGGCUGUUGCGAUCGUUCUGAACUUCCACUUGAAGCCAGACCAAUCCACGCUUGAAAGGAAGUGGUCACUCCCGCUGGGCAUUGUGUUCUGGUUGCUCUCAUUGGCAUGCCUGUUGUCUGGAGUGGCCAACUACAUCGCUACAGUUUCAGGCUACAGUCACCGUCAGGCCCUUGUGCAAACAGGCUGGAAGACACAGACAGUAUUCACCGUAGUCGCAGCAGCAAUUGUAGCCACUUGCGUGCUGUUAUUAUCUACGAAAGCGCAAAAUCGGUAA